Molecule: messenger RNA, 10165 nt
Organism: Mobula hypostoma (lesser devil ray)
Lineage: Eukaryota; Metazoa; Chordata; Chondrichthyes; Myliobatiformes; Myliobatidae
Product: hippocampus abundant transcript 1 protein-like
Exons: 12
Coding region: 1281-2591 (436 amino acids)
Biological process (GO): transmembrane transport
Cellular component (GO): membrane
Molecular function (GO): transmembrane transporter activity
Source: RefSeq, a predicted model, not a curated record
UGCUAAUUGUUUACAGAUUCCUCCAUGACAUCUCCCUCUUUCAGUCUGCUUCACCCUAUUGUCCAUAUCUAUCUGCAUCUUGAUUGUGUCCACAUUUACUUGCCAAAAUCCUUUAGCAGUCAAACUUUCUUCCUAAACUUUGCCUUCUUUCUUUGAUUACACUUUGAAACAGAUGAGUUUGUCUUAACUUCUUGUCCUCUAAUAUCUCCUUUACAUGGCUCUGGCUCAUAUAGUUUAACCGAUGCUAAAGGUAUCAUCAAAAUAGAGCUUAUUUUGUUAAUCCAUUUGUGUUCGAACAAAAAGAAGCUGACCAAUUAUUUGGCCACGUACCACUGUUUCAAGAGUGCUAUGGAAUAAUGCUGUUCUAAAUCAUCUUGACCUUGCUUCCUUGCAUCACUUGUUAGGCACUGUGGUUUUAGCUUGCUAAUUUUGUAGUUUGUGAAUUCCUUGACUCUGGACCACUGAAUAUAAAUGAGGCAUUUGCAAAUAUUCACUAAAAGGUGUGUUCUGCCCAAGUUCAGUAGUUUCUGGAAGUUAGGGGUUGAUUCCUGCUCUUUAAAGUUCUGUGGUCUGAAAUGUAAUGCCUGAAAACAAAAUCUGGCAUAACUACAAAAGGCAUAAAUGAAAGACGAGGUGGAAUGCUACAUGCUCAUGGAGAAGGAAGGAGAAGGGGAGAGGGGUUAAUCACGAAGAUUAAAUAGAGCUCUUGCCAGGCUAUUGGGCAAGGGGCCUCAUUCUGCUUGUAAUAUGAUUCAAAGUGCAAUAUUGGGCAAGUCUUUGCAUUUCUCAAUAUUGAACAUGAGGGUUUAUAAAGAUUUCCAAAUAUGUUUGAUAUUGAGGUCGGUUCUGCCAAUUCAGCUACACUGUUCAGUUUAAAAAAAACAGUAAGUUGUGAGAAGGAGGUAAGAAGAGACUCGGGUUAAAUGGCAUGGACUAGUCAGGCUGAAAUCAUUGCACUGCAAAUUUUAUGAAGUGGAAUUCCUUUGCUUUGGACUGAAAAAUUGGAAGUAGCAAGGCUUCAGACCCAAGGCCCUACAGAGGAUAGUAAAAUCUGCCGAGAGGAUCACCAGGGUCUCCCUUCCCUCUAUUUAAGAUGUUUACCAGGAGCAUUGUAUAAGAAGGACACGAGGCAUUGCUGAGGAUCCCUACCACCCAUCCCACAGUCUCUUUGACCCACUACCAUCAGGAAAGAGCCGCAAGGGAUAGGUGAGCCUAGUGUCUACCAUGCGGUGAUUGUAAUCUUUUUGGAGUUCUUUGCGUGGGGAUUAUUGACAACUCCUAUGUUAACUGUUUUGCACCAGACGUUUCCUCAGCAUACAUUUCUAAUGAAUGGACUUAUUCAUGGGGUAAAGGGAAUAUUAUCAUUUCUCAGUGCGCCUCUGAUUGGAGCUUUGUCGGAUGUUUGGGGCAGGAAAUCCUUUCUUCUUUUAACUGUGUUCUUCACCUGUGCUCCGAUUCCUCUCAUGCGAAUAAGCCCCUGGUGGUACUUUGCAGUGAUUUCCAUGUCUGGAGUAUUUGCAGUCACGUUUUCAGUGAUAUUUGCUUAUGUAGCAGAUAUAACUCAGGAGCACGAGAGGAGCACUGCUUAUGGACUUGUAUCUGCAACAUUUGCAGCUAGUCUUGUGACCAGCCCAGCUAUUGGAGCAUAUUUGUCCAGGGCAUAUGGAGAUAACUUAGUGGUAGUUCUUGCCACUGCCAUUGCCUUGCUGGACAUCUGCUUUAUUCUUGUGGCCGUGCCAGAAUCUUUACCAGAGAAGAUGAGACCUGCUUCUUGGGGUGCGCCAAUUUCAUGGGAGCAAGCAGAUCCUUUUGCAUCUCUGAAGAAAGUGGGUCAGGAUUCAACUGUCCUGCUAAUCUGUAUUACAGUAUUUCUAUCGUACCUGCCUGAAGCAGGCCAGUAUUCCAGCUUCUUUCUUUAUCUCAGACAGGUAAUUGGAUUUUCCUCAGAAACUGUAGCUGCUUUUAUUGCAGUUGUGGGAAUCCUUUCCAUUUUAGCUCAAACUGUGGUGCUAGGUGUCCUUAUGAGGUCAAUAGGGCAUAAGAACACUAUUCUCCUGGGCCUUGGCUUCCAAAUUCUCCAGCUGGCAUGGUAUGGCUUUGGGUCCCAGCCCUGGAUGAUGUGGGCAGCAGGUGCUGUGGCUGCAAUGUCCAGCAUCACCUUCCCGGCAGUCAGUGCCCUUGUUUCUCGGAAUGCUGACCCAGAUCAGCAAGGAGUUGUACAAGGAAUGAUUACAGGAAUUCGUGGGCUUUGUAAUGGUCUUGGUCCAGCACUGUAUGGAUUUGUAUUCUACCUUUUCCACGUGGAACUAAAUGAAAUGGAAGAUGUUGAUAACCCUGGUAAAGUUCCAAAAGGGAACAUGCAGAAUCCCACUGAUGAGAGCACCAUAAUCCCAGGACCUCCUUUUCUGUUUGGAGCAUGCUCGGUGUUGCUUUCUCUGCUGGUUGCCUUGUUCAUCCCUGAGCAUAGCGGUCUCCCUCUGCGUUCUGGCAGCUGGAAAAAACACAGUAAUGGGUCCCAGGGUCAUACGCACAGUCCACAGAGCACAAGCCCGGAUGGAAAGGAACCCUUAUUACAAGACAGUUGUGUAUAAUGGUGAAGAGCUGCCUAUCUAGUGCAGCUCAAGAUGGACAUGGAGGUCAGACAUGGCUGUUGACCCAAGGUUUUCAUUUCAGAAAUACUGAUAUUUUCUCUGAGUUAUUCAGUUCAGAGUUUCAUCUAUUAAUUUAAUGUUUAAAAAUGUUUUUCUCAUAAUGCCUUCUGGUCCUCCACCUGUUCAACGUAUUGGAGUCUGGAAUAUCUUGGGUUGUUUGUCAUUGGGUACGAUCUCCAAAUCCCGUAAAUGCAGGAUUUCAUUUCUCCAUUUUUUUUAAUGCCUUGUGCAAGACACCAGAAGUCUGUUACAAUAGCUUGGCAAAUUGCUGCGCUACUUAUACUCAAAUGUUUUUUUUUCCACAUAGUGCUACUAUUGGGGCUUCCCAGAAAUAUCAUCUUGUAGGUGGCCACAAGCUUGGUUAUAACGCCACUGAAAUUUACAAAAAGUAGGAAAAAGAUCCGUUUAAAAUUUCUUUUCAUUGGACAAAUUCGGACAGUUCUGAAUUCAGAUAUCUGACAAUCUGCUGUAGGUCUGUAUUAACCAAAUGGAGGGGUGGGGCAAACGUAGGAGUUUUGGGUGGGAAUGGUGUGUAUUAGAUGUGUAUGCUAAUACUAGCUUUUUGGUCUAUGCAUAAACAUCUGAUUGUUUUUAAAGCAGCACAUUGGUAUUUGAACCAUAAUCUCUAAUCAGUAACACUUAUAGUCAUACUUUAUUGAUCCCGGGGGAAAUUGGUUAGAUUAUUUGGAUGGCACUAUGAACACCUGUGUUGCUGUCUUCCACUCACGUGUACUUGGUACUCAUUCAGUUUGGUUUCCUGUUGGUACUGAGAUUCAUCCACUGACAACUUUCCCAACUUCGUGGUGAAUUUGUGUUUCCAGUCAGUCAUUGUGGAGAUCCAGAAGGUAUGAGGAAGAAGGCAGAGGGAGCUGGUGAACAAGUCAAGUGCCCCGUUUGGUACUGUGCAGAAACUACUGUUCCUGAUCAAUCUUGUUGUUUUUAUUGAGGGAAGCGGGAAAAGAAAGCCAUGCAAACAACUGGAUUCCCAAGCCAAUCAACACCGUUUGAGUUGGCUGUGAACUGGGUGAUCACUUUUCUCAGUCACGUCAGAAACACUAUUUCACCAUAUUGUACUAUAGAAACUCUCCAGUCUGAAGGCAGUUGACAGACUAAGGAUGGAUGAGUAACUCACACCUUGCUUGUUCUCUCUACCUCCAGCUCCUGCACUUGCUCACUCUAGCUCGAUCUGAUUCGCAAUACUUGUAAGUCAUUUUGCUUGUCAAUGGGGCAGGAGUAGUAACUGCUGUUCCAGUAGACAGCCUUUGAAGGAUGAUGUACCUGGUUAAUUCCCCUAACUUUAAUCUUAGAGCAAUCUUAAUCCACUGUGAUAACUAAUGAAUUCAAAAAGCAUUUGGAUUUUUAUACCCAAGUUAUACAUAGCCCUGAGUUGAAUGAAAGUUUCAUGGUACACCAGUCUGUUUCAGUCUAACACCAACCUAUUUUCUACGAGCUACCUUUAACAGAUUCUUGUAGACUACCAUAGAAGUCUUAAGUAAUGUUUUAUACUGUGAGGUUCAGUUGCACUGGUAUUAGAGUUUAGGCUGAGUUCUCUUCCUAGUUACUCUGCUGCCUAACACCUGGUGGGGAGGAACAUGUUUACUUCUACGUUCAUGACCACUCGCCCCUGUGUUCAAAUCAUUCAACUCUCACCACAGACAUUGUCGUUUGAGUGAACUAUGAGACCAUGUGCAUGGCUUGUAAAGUGUAAGCCACUAAGCCCCUGUGGUCAACCUGAAUACUGGCAGUUCAGAAUUAUCAAGGGUGAAUGUGCAUUUGAGUAAUCAUUGUAAAGAAAACAAGAUGCAUGUUUUGUCGAGGAUGAGAUGAUACAAUAAUUAUCGAUGCUUCCUGUGCUGGAAAUGGUCUAGUGUGCUAUCACCAUUUUCAGAAUAGCCAUUUCUCCCCCUCCAAUACACUGCACAUCUACAUUGUAAAUACCCUGCUGUUCUUUGUGCACUUUUGAUCCAGACUGCAGGUCAUUUUGCAAUAUGAAGUGCUACUGAAAGAAAGAAAUUCACCUACAGAGCUCUCUUGGCAUGUGCCUCCACUAUCUCCAGCAUCUGGUUCUGCUAUUAACAGUGCCAUUGUUUUCAUUUGCCAUUUUUAUAGCAAUUGUAAAUCUUAUUUUCAUUUUGUACUUUUAUAUUUUGAAGUUAAUUAGAGGGGAGAGGAGAGAGAGAGAGGGGACAUUGAAGCUACCUUUGUGUAAACUAGUGAUCUGUGUUUAUUUUCUCUAUGAAAGGCUAAUUGGUCUACUUAAAUGGUGUGAAAGCUAUUGACUCUUUACCAUAAGGUCAGUCAGUGUUUUUCCUCUACUCCUCUCUCUCAUUGCAAAUAUAGUGGAAGUAAUUUAGUCAUUGAUAUUUGUGGGGAGUCCCUGUGAAAAUUAACAAUCAUAAUAUAUUUUGUGCAACACAAUUGUUCACCCCCAAGUACUCUAGUCUUUACUAAUGGUUUUGAAAGAGCUGAUCUGCUGUAGCCAAGUGUCUCAUCACAAACACCAGACCUUUAAUGACUGAAACAGGUUUCAAUUUUUUUUAAAUUACAUAACUCUGUUACGUACCAAGAAAAACUUAAAAUUGUGCCCUGUUGACUAUUGCAAGCUGUAAAUGACUUUUUUUGGGGGUGGGGAGGGUGUGCUGAGGGAAAGCAUCUUGAAAGAGAUAGAAACACAAUGAUGCAAUAUCCAGCAAGGGGCCAAAGCAAAUAAUUUGCUUGCCACCAGGUUGUAGAAAAUGGACAUGUUCAACAAAAAAACACUUUAAAUUGACAAAUUAUGACUUUUGAUUAGUAUUGAAUUACCCAUAUGACGAGUAAAAUCUGAUGGGAUAAUAAGCUUUGAUGCUCCAAUGUGGGCAUUGGGAGGUUAUUAUAGACCUCAAAGGAUAAUUGUACUUGUAACAGUACACUAAAAUUCAACAAGUUUGUGUAACAUUUACUGUAAAAGUUUAUAGUGAAAUUAUAGAAUUAUAUUAGAUAUCUACAUAUGCCAAACAAUAUUUCAAUUUAUCUUUAGAUUUUUCUUGAGCGCCAGUCAAAUUGGCCUUAAUAUGUGUGCUAUUUUAGAACUGGUCUAGGGUGGGCAUUAUUUUUGAAGCCUUUUCAGGGUUGGUGUUGUACCUUGCACCAAAAGAUGUUGUAUAUCUAAAAUGUUUCAGCGGUCCUUCAUAUGUUGCCCAAUGAGAGUUUGGGCAGUGGCUGAGCGUAUCUGGACUUGCCUUCAUUGGAAGCUGGUAGAUAAAUGUGGGAACUUGAUAGUAAUAAGCACUUAAAGCAUCAUAGAACUUUUAAUUGUCGAAGCAAGAUGGCUGUGGAGCCCACUAUAUUUUGGUUCCAGUGUUUGGUCUACAAUGAGAUUAGAAUUGAAGAAUAUAGGUCUGCAGUUGAUCUGAUCAUACAUAAAAUAGUGUGAGCACAGGGUUAUAAAAUCAUCCGAUGCUCAACCCCACAUGAUGACUGCUGUUGAAUUCCUUUGUCUUAAGAUGCUGAUGGAGGACAUGUCAUUCUGGUUUGGGCUAUUCAGCUUGUUGAGCCUCACUAACUUUUAUGUGAUGAUUUGCUGUAUCAGGGGAUGUAUGGGACUGUGAAAAUUCCCACUGGGUUCUCAGAUUCAGGACUUUGGAAGCAUCAAGUACAGUCCAGCUAAAUACUAGCUUUGAAAUGCCAUUGCUUCUGAAGUUACGAUUUGCACUUGCACUAGCAAUAGAAAUGUUUAAUUUCAUGGUGAAAGCUGGUCUAAUGGUUAAUAAAGAAUUUGAAUUCUCAGAAUGUACUUCAUAUGGAAGUGGGGUAAGGGAAUCCACUUCAAAUAUGACAGCCAAGUCUGCUUUUGUGCUUGCCUGUACUUACCUGUAACCUGUAAGCUAAACUAGGCUGAGUUUGCCAACAAUAUGUUGACACCCAGUGAUUUGGAGCAGAUGAGAAUGUACAACAAUCUAUCUAAACAUCACCUAGCUGUAGAUAAUCUACAGAAUCUGCUUCAAAAAUCUAGAAACUAGAGAAAACAACUUGUCAUGAUCAAAAGCUUCUGUUCUCGCAGUAACAAGUUCUUUCUCUGGUAAAAUGAAUUGAGUUGGAAGGUAAUUAGGUGAUGUAGUGAGUUAUGUAAACAUCGCUGCUUAGCUAUAUUCAGGUAGGCGUCUGCCCAAGCUGGUGCUCAAAGAAAAUACUAAGUGAUCUCAACAAUAAUUUUACCCUCCCUUAUCAGCUGGGAGAGCAAAGUUCAUAAAUGGGCUUUCAAUGACAUUUGCGAAUGGUGCUUAGUGAUCAGCUGAGGUAAUUUUCUAAAUCUCCACUUUCACCCAUCCUAUCUACCUCUCCUGAGGUUGUCUUUUUAUAACUGGUAUAUGAAAAGCUAUGUUUAUGUUUGCUUGAAGCUUUUUGCAGAACGUUAAUUUUGUUUUCCAGAUUAUUUACUGAAUUAACUGAUCCUCGUUGUCAGAGUUUAGUUCUGUCCCAUCUGCACAUGUGGAGAAACUCUUCAAACAGUGUUACUAAAUGGAAUAAUUUAAUCAUGCAUUUUAGAAAUAUAUUUUCCUGUUCAAAGCUUUGCUAAUUUAGAAGUUUUUAAGCAAGCUUAACUGUUGAUGCAGAUACCGUGAUUGUCAAGUUUCAAACCUAGGUAAACCCAUCAGUGGAGGUCAUAUCUUCAGCUAUUGUGCUGCUAUUGUCACAGCUUGGCAUCAUAAAAUAGUGAUCAGCACCAGGCUGAAUUAACCUGCAUUGUAAAAGGUGCUGCUUUUCUUAGUGAAAUGUUAAACCAAGACCCAGUUUGCCUCUUGGGAGGAUGUAAAAGUUCCUAUGGCAUUGUUGCACAGAAGAGUUAGGACAUGACCCUGAUAUUGUGGGCUAGUGCUUAUCUCAACAAAAAAAAAGUACAUUAUCUGGUCAGGAGCACUUUGCUCAAUUUUACAAGCUUCUUGUGCAGACUUAUGACUGCUUUUCUCAUGAGCAGUUACGGAUACACUUCAGGAUUCCUUCUGUUUGGGAGGCCCUCGGGCUAUCAUAGGCACUGUAGAAAUGAAAGUCCUUUUAUUUCUUUAAGGAGAAAAUCAUAGUACAGCUCUCAUCCUGUCACAUAUUUCAUUGCUUCAGUAAGAUCUCACUUAACAAAGUGCUGCUUACUUGGCACCAAAUCACCAUGCAACCACACAGAAAUGUUGAAUGAGAAUCAUACUGAAGAGGCUAUUUUUCUGGGUAAACAAACACUGAAGAAGAAGCACCAGGCUUGUUUUGUCAUAGUAGUAUUGGCACUUGUUAGAUUUCGGAUCCAUUGAAUACAGUAAGAUUCCACAUCUUUUUUCUGUGCACCACCUCCUCCUGUUUUUACAUUCUUCAGCUCCGUGUGAUCCUGCAUUCAGGAAUUUGGAAAAUGGUGUUGGUUGCUCAAAUGUAUCCCAUUCUUCAUCUCUAUCAUGGGAUGUUGGAGGGACUCAGCUACUGUCCAUUUCCCUCCCCUCCCCCUACAUAGGUGCAGUUUCAACCGCUGAGUCCUUCCAGUAUCUUGUGUGUUGCUCUGCGGUCUCUUUUGACUCCAUAUUCUGUUUGACAAGUGCACUCAUCAGUUUUGUCUUUUCUUCCAAUAAUAGGCCAAAAACUACUCUUUACCCGCAUCUUUAACCUACACACCCCAGCCACUACUCUGUACUAGUUGGACAUCUUAUGGGUGCCUCCAUUGUAUGAAUCCUGAUUUCAGAUGCAGCCCAAUAAAUUUUUGUUAUGCUCUAAAACAGGGGUUCCCAACCUAGGGUCCCCAGACCCCUUGGUUAAUGGUAGGGGUCCAUGGCAUAAAAAAGGUUGUGAACUCCUGCUCUGAAAAGUGAGAAUGUCUACAUUUGUAAUCGUCUAGGCCCCAAUGCAUGUAAUCACUCCCUACAAACCUCUGAAUCCAGGAUAGUUGAAAAACUUGUUCCAGAAGAAAGGUUUAUCUUUAGAUUGUUCUAACUUCAGCGUGAUUUACAUUAGGGCAUAUAGAUCUGCUUUGAAUUGAAAGUCUGGAUUUUCUUAUUCAGCAUUCUAUCCACUAUAUACAUUGAUAUUCUGUGGCCAAGGAAUUUGAAAGAUGUUUGGAUGAGAUGACGAACCUGGCUCAGCUAAAACUCUGUAUAUAAGCUGUAUUGUAUUUAGAAGAGUGACCACUUUAAAAUGCUGGGGCGGGGGGGCACAAAAUGGUUAAGUAAUCUGCUGGAAUGGACUCAGCUGGCUGAGCAGUACCCAUGGUGGUGGGGUUCGGGAGUGAUGAAGAAAUUAGCAACGUUUCUGGUCAUAUCUGCAUCAGGACAGUCCAUCGGCACCCCCCCCCCCCGCCAUGCUGCUUGACCCACUAAGUUUCUCCAGCAGAUUGUUUGACGUUCCACAUUCCAGCAUCAAUGGCCUCUUCUAUCCACAGAGUGGUUGUAUCUGUAAAGUACAGCAAAAAAUAAAGCACUUGAGAAGAGCAUGAUUGGGGAAGAUGAUAUCAAGACAUUUGGAGUGAAAACAAUUUACCUGGCUAGUUUUGAAUUGGCUUGAUUUACUUGGGUGAGAGUUUAAAAUUAGUCAUUGAUAAUGUGUGAUUUUUUUUAUUACACUUCUUCCUCCCAAAAUUUGUUAUCAGUUAUUAAAUGAAAGAUAUUUCUUCAUACCGAUGCAUUGAAUCAAAUGAAAUACAAUUUUAAACAGGAAUCACUGACAUUAUUCAGAUGUACAAAGAUAACAUUAUCCAGGCUUUACAGUGCUUCAGGAAAUGCAUCACGGAUUUGCAUCUGGAGUUUUGCACUAUGAGCCAAAUGCAUUUUAGUGGAGCUGUUUAUGUCAGCCAUACCUCAGUGGGUAAAGCUCCUGUGUACAUGAGGUGGUGGCUUCAUGUCACCCCACCCAGAAUCCUGAGCAUGAUGUAUGUAGUGCCAGUGUCAAGAAAGUGCUACAUUGUUCAGAGCUAUCAUCUGUUCAUUGGGACGCUAAAUAGAGAUCUCAAUGCUUCCAUGAGUAGACGGAGAAUAUUGUAUGAAGGGGGAGUGAGGUUUGCUUCCCAUGUUCAGGCCAGCAUUUAUCUCUCAGCUGACAAGUGAUUAGUUAUUUAUCUCAUUGCUAUUCUGUGGGAACUUGCUGUGUGCAAAUUAGCCACCAUGUUUCUGACAUUACAGCAGUGACUGAACUUCCAGUGUUUCAUUGGUUGUAAUGUGCUUUUGAAGUGACCUGAAGUUACAUCAGUAGCUUUACACAACAAAUGAGCCAUACUUAUUGGUAUUUUAACAUAACUGCACAUCUCCAGCUUCGUACCAGAAAUUAUAUGAAGCAUAUCUUGCCAAGUGAAAAGCCCUAUUCUAAAAUGCAGCUUAAAAGGUCGGCUCUCUAACUUUUCAGACACUGGGUUCAGUACUGCAUCUGCAAUGAUUAUAUGGUGUAACAUUUUAAUUUGUCUCUGGAGGUUUUGUUAAAAGCUUGUCGCCUCUUACAAAUGUGCCUACCAAAACUGUACAAAUUGUAAAUAGGAAUUGUCAAAAAAAGUAUUUAUUAAAAUGUACAUGAAUCUA